AUGGCGUCCGGCGCGCACGCGGCGACCAAGUACUCCGAGAUGACGGCGAACAAGCUCACGGUGACGACCAAGCUCGAUGGCGCGGCGUGCGCCGCCGGUUCGAAAAUCAAGGCUGGUACCGGUGUAUUGAAUGUCAUGGCUACCGGUCUCGACACCAGCUGCACCGACUGCACCGCCACCGUGAAGAUCUGCUACGACUCUGCGGAAACCGUCGGUCGCAAGUGGCGCAAGAAGAACGACGUCGUUGACAAGAACAAGCAGUGCAAGCAAACCGCCGUCGAAGCGGAUGAGCUCGAAAAGGGUAUCGACGUGUCAAAGCUCACUACUGGACACGACAUCACCUUGCCGCUCAACAUCGCCCCGAUCAAGUACACUAUCCAAGUUCUCCAAAAGUCCGCCGCGGACGGCUACAAGCGCUAUGGCGACAGCGGCUGCACCUUUGAAGUCGAAACGUAUGAACGCACGCCGCAAGGCCUCGUCGGUACGAUGAGCUUCUUCAUCGCGUUCUCCGUGAUUGUUUCCACGGCUGGCAUCUGGUACGACCACAAGAAGCAAAGUGCGUACGCCGCCGCCAACGCGUAA
Messenger RNA from Ostreococcus tauri, 582 nucleotides. Its product is annotated as unnamed product. The record is from RefSeq and is a predicted model, not a curated record. Bases 1 to 582 code for a protein of 193 amino acids. The transcript has 2 exons. Lineage: Eukaryota; Viridiplantae; Chlorophyta; Mamiellophyceae; Mamiellales; Bathycoccaceae. Gene Ontology annotation, biological process: response to nitrate; nitrate transmembrane transport.